GUGGUAUGCAGAGUGUUUAGUCACCUUGCCCUAAGUAAAGCUACAUACAAGAGGCAAAAAUAUGUUCAAGACAAGUCCAAAUUUUGCUCGAAAAGGACACCAACAAAUCACAGGCAGCGAAGCGGACGAAAAGGACCGCAUAAUAGCUGGGGUCCAAUUUAUUGUCCGUUACAUUGGAUCUACAGAAGUGGCCUCCGCAAACGGGACAGGUAGCGGAAAAACUGAAAAACCCGUCGCCCACGUGUUUGACCAGCAGAGAAGAAAAGAAAAUGGAAAAACGCAUAAGAAACUGAUUUUGACACUGUGCUCAAAGAACCUAAGCGUCACUGACGAAGCUUGUGGUAAACUAAUCGCCAGUUUUCCUAUCUCGAAGAUUACAUUCUGUAACCUCGACAAGUUCUACGAGAAGGCCUUCGUCUUUGUUGCGCGUGACAAACCCGAGAAUCCCUUCAAAGCAUUUGUCUUUACCUGCGAAAGUAAAACCAAAGCCAGAGAAGCUUUCAAGGCGCUCUCACUGGCGUUUAUUAUCAACUACGAAUGCUACCAAGCAUCUCUUGCCCGCUGUGCGCCGAACGGGAAGGGAACAACCGGUGACCGCUCACCCAAUAGUGAUGAACAGAAAAGCAAUUUUCUCAACCGAAUGGCCGACGCUGGGUUUGACGAUGGUAAGGAAUCUUCUUUGCAGGUUCCGAGCGGUAAUGGUCCGUCCAACAAAGAAAGUAUCCCAACCACGUUACGUAAAUUGGCCGUUAAAAACGAAACUGUCCUGAUCACUGACUGUCGUAAGCAUACAAGGAGCGCGUCGGAUCCUACUCAAAUUGGAAAAACCAGGACGCCCAAUCUUACUCCGUCGCCUUUGAUAACUGUUACAGCAACUAACAACAGUAAAGAUGGUGAGAUGGAGGAAGAAUUCACUGAAUUCGCUGAGCUGAGAUCAAAAUGCCGAUCGAGUUCCGCGAUCUUCGGGAACAAUCACGCAGGAAGUACCUGGGAAGGUUUCCAGCUCUGUGAAGGCAGCGCCCCAAACGUUUGGCCGGGAGGCUUUCAGGGUGCAUGCCCUCCAAUUUAUUAAAUACUUGAAGCUUGUUGUUUCCCCGUUUAUUUAGGAAUGUUAACAUUUUAUUUAAUGUAAAGGUUUUAAUAGCGAUAUUGUUUUCCCAAAGUGAAACAAUCACUGUGACAAAAUUUGUGAGCAUUUUAGUGGCAGGUUAUUGCGUCUAAAUGCCUUGUUUUAGUUUCGAUUUGUUUUAUACAACUCAGUUACCCAAGUCUUAGAUAGAAAGGUGUGAAAAUUAACAAGCAGGGGUGUUCGAAUAAUUUUCACCCGAAGAAUUUCAUGUGAUACGCUGUUUAUAAAUAAAAACCUGACCUCGUGUCGAGAUGGCUGGCUGUCAACUCACUUGACUUUAAGAUCCCCAUAAAUAGAAGAAACUUUCCGGUGAAAAUCUCAACAUUACGAGUAUAGUGCGCUACGACUUACGAAAAAGGUUGCAAACCAUUGUUUACUUUUCAUGGCCCAUGUGGCUUGGAAUCUUAGCCUUUGGGAAUAUAAAUAAACGGUACUUUGUCUUUAAAUGCUUAAUACAAACCUUGACCUCGGUAUACCUAUACCGCAGAGUUUCGAUCACUUAUCUUGUCAUAAUCGCUUUAGGAUGG
This is a messenger RNA of Porites lobata, 1656 nucleotides long. The record is from the annotation of a GenBank genome assembly. NCBI's taxonomy places the organism in Eukaryota, Metazoa, Cnidaria, Anthozoa, Scleractinia, Poritidae.